AUGUUUAAACAAAUUUUAAGACAUCCUGGAUCAUAUAAUUUACAUCAAAUUUUAUUAGGUACACCAAGAAAAGCUAUUGCUAUAUAUCCCAAUAUAAUUCAGUAUGAGAGUACUCAAAUGUUUACCACUGCUUCAGUUAAAGAAAAAUGGGAUUUAUAUAGUUCUAUAUGUUUAGAACGUCAUCCAGUUAUAAUACAAUCAAUGCAAGAAUUGGAAUUAAGAUUUUACAAUAUGUUAAAGAAGAUUGAAUUUGAAAAUAGUCUAAAGUCUGAUCAUGAGCUGAGAAAAGAAAAAGAACUGAAUCAGCAAAAUAUGAAUGUAAAAGCUAGUGAAGAUAUGGAUUUUGUUUCAAUACAAACUGCACAAGACUUUGAAGACAGUAAUCAAGAAGAACUAAACAAUUUUAAAUUUGCUCCAACAAUUACAAAAUUCGACGAACAAAAUAAAACAUCAUCAUUAAAACGUAAACUGGAUAAAAACUUACUUUUAUUAGUUCAUCAAGAAGUGGGUGAUACACAUUAUUGGAUACCUCCUCAGGGUAUUAGACAUGAAGGAGAAACCAUGAGACAAACAGCAGAAAGGGUACUACAAAACACAUGUGGUACUAAUAUACAAGUAAAGUUUUAUGGAAAUGCACCCAUUGGAUUUUAUAAAUAUAAAUAUCCUCGGAAGCUUCAAGAAAAAGGAAGCUAUGGUGCUAAAAUAUUUUAUUUUUUAGCAAAAUAUAUAGACGGAGAUAUUACAAAUAACAUAAAAUACCAGUGGUUAGAUCACGACGAAUUAGAAAAAGCAUUACCUAGUGAAAUGCAAAACAGUAUUUCACAGUUUAUGUUACAUAUCUAAAUAAUAUAUGAAAUAAAAUAUUGUGUGUAUAUAGAUCGUCUUUGAAUAUUAUAUUGAAUUUCAGGAAGUAAAGAUUAAUUAUAAGCUUUAUUGAAAAAACUAACAUUUAAUAUUAAAAUAAAUAUAUAUUUCAGAA
Messenger RNA from Odontomachus brunneus, 979 nucleotides. RefSeq names its product 39S ribosomal protein L46, mitochondrial (gene mRpL46). NCBI's taxonomy places the organism in Eukaryota, Metazoa, Arthropoda, Insecta, Hymenoptera, Formicidae. The coding region runs from base 1 to 843 and encodes 280 amino acids. The record is from RefSeq and is a predicted model, not a curated record. The transcript has 4 exons. Gene Ontology annotation, cellular component: mitochondrial large ribosomal subunit. Gene Ontology annotation, molecular function: structural constituent of ribosome.